CUUUGCCGGACAAGGUGUUGACGUUUAUGUCGUGGAUACCGGUAUUCGAUGCUCGCACACUGCAUUCGGCGGACGUGCUCUGUGCCCCACAGAUGGCAACUUCUACGAUGGUGGUAUCAAUUUGGACGACAACGGUCAUGGCACGCACUGUGCUGGGACUGUCGGUUCCUCUUUCUACGGUGUUUCAAAGAAGGUUCAGCUCGUUGCGGUCAAGGUGCUCGGUGCAGAUGGUUCUGGCGCAACCAGCAACAUCAUCCUGGGUAUCCAGUACGCUGUCAACCGCAGCAAGGCCACAGGCAGAAAGUCCGUCAUAUCGAUGUCUCUUGGUGGUGGAGCUUCAAGUGCUUUGGACGCAGCUGUGAAGGCUGCAACUACGAACGGAGUGCAUGUUGCUGUUGCAGCUGGUAACGAGAACCAGGAUGCCAACAACGUCAGUCCUGCCCGUGCUGGUCUCAACUCUGCUGUUGUCUGUGUUGGUGCUCACGACAUUACUGAUGCUCGUGCUUCAUUCAGCAAUUAUGGAACUCCUGUCACUGUUUUUGGCCCUGGUGUCAAUGUCCUAAGUACCUGGUUCCGCAGCGACACUGAUACCAAUGUUAUCAGCGGCACUUCGAUGGCCACGCCUCACACAGCUGGUGUCUUGGCCUACUACCUCUCAGACCCUAGCUAUAACGCCUUCUCGCCUGCUCAAUUGAAGCAAGUGCUAGUCGGUAAGUCGCAGAAGGGUGUCAUUGCUCUUGGUCAAACCAAGGGUACUUUUGGCUUCUUUAGACAGCAGGUGUCACGCACUACUGCAAACAAUCUGCUGCAAAUCUGAUUAGUUUUCCAAAAGCUCCUUUCAUAAUGACCAGUUCAUAGUUCCUUCUCUGUUUCGUAAUCGAAAGACUAGCUCUCAGAGUGGUCGCGAGUCUGACUUCUACUUGACAAUGCCCACUGGAGCGCUCUACGUGUAAGGCACUAUCAAUGUCUGUUCUGUGUCAAGACAUGUUCCAGUUGUUCGCCAAGACCCAGGUUGUUGAAGCGUGGUCGCGUGCAACGGUCGGUAAUUACCAGAUCUUUCAAUAAUUUGUUCUGUCCAGCAUCUUCACAUGUUCAGCCGUCAGAAAUCGCCAUUAGAGUGCCUAGCCCAUUCACGUCGCAGGCAUGUAUUGCACACGCCUUGUCAUGAGUAUAGCAUGUAGGCAUGAUGGAGCUUAUAUGUUUCUAAGCCGACAGUCGUUGUGUUGGUACAUACGGCACGUUUGUGCCUGCGGAGAGAGCGUGUGCAGUG
Protomyces lactucae-debilis is the source of this 1270-nucleotide messenger RNA. Its product is annotated as peptidase S8/S53 domain-containing protein. Gene Ontology annotation, molecular function: serine-type endopeptidase activity. NCBI's taxonomy places the organism in Eukaryota, Fungi, Ascomycota, Taphrinomycetes, Taphrinales, Protomycetaceae. Bases 317 to 817 code for a protein of 166 amino acids. Gene Ontology annotation, biological process: proteolysis. The transcript has a single exon. The record is from RefSeq and is a predicted model, not a curated record.